AUCUAGCGACACCGCCGGAACCAUCCUCUUACCGGAACCUUGGUGUCUGAGUUGUUGCUGGCCAGGAAAUAUUAAGAAAGAGGACCGGGCUAAGCUAUGUAAACAUAGUUCCUCGGUUGUUCGGCCUUUGGAAGCUAACGAAACCAACUGAUAUAAAUAACUGCUAGUGACCUCAAUAGUGUCACUACCACAGCAUGUCGUCUCGCAAACAGAAGCGGGUGUGGAGGUACGUGGAGGAGGGCAGUUUGUUGAAACUGAAGUCGUAUCUGCGGAAACACCGGGAUCUGCAUGUGAACUUCUCCCAGGGAAAGCGGGGGGCCCCGCUGCAUGGGGCCUGCAGCCUGCGAGACGAUGCUAUGCUGCGGCUGCUGCUGAAACACAGAGCCAGUGUUCUCCAGAAGGACCGUAAAGGCGACACAGCGCUACACAUAGCAGCCAACAAGGUUCUUAAACACGGGAAAACAGCCUAUGACGACCUGGUUGUGCCCCUCAUAAAGCGCUGUCCGGAGGCUAUGAACGCCCCCAACAUUUGUGGAGUCACUCCUGAAGACCUGCUGAGCAACAUAAGACAUAACGUUAGAGAGACUGAAGAAGACAUGAGCCCUCCACCUGAAACUGACCCUGAGAGGGAAUGGCAGAAGAAGCUAUUGGGUGAAUGGAUGGAUUCAUUCUGUACAACUUUUGAAGUAUAUGAAGCUGAUGAUUUUCUUCCUGACUGUGAAGACUUUGGGGCCUGGGCUGAUCGUAUUAGGAAAGAAUAUUUCGAUAAAAGGCAUGCUGAAGCCCAGAGACGGGCAGCACAAUUUUCUGGAUGUAAAUGUAGGAAGACUAAUCAUGACAGCGAGCAAAGACAGCAAAGCCAUAAGGAGCAACUUAAAAAGCUUCAGAAGGAACAUGAAGAGUAUCUUGCUCGUGCUGCACGCAAAGAGGAAGAGAUUCAGCAGAGCAAGAAACUGCAGUAUGAUGAGAAGUGCGCAGCUACUUUUCAUGGUGGCUCUUCAGCUGGCAGCACAAAGCUGAGCUACAGUGACAUCCCCUGGCCAGCUCUGCGGGGUACAGUGCAGGAGAUGGUGGAUGUCAUGCUGCACGGCGUGGACCGAAACGACAUUCCGGCAUUUCGUAAAGUGCUCCUGAAGCAGCAAGUGCUCUGGCAUCCUGAUAAAUUUGCUCAGAGAUGUGAAGCUCGGUUAGAGAAGAGGGACAAGCAGAGGAUCAUGGACACUGUCACAGCUCUGUCACAAGAGCUCAACAGACUGGUUCAGAGUCUUAGGAUGUAAAAAUGAAUAUUUGUAUCUCUGUUUGAUCUGAUUACAGUUUUGUUGAAAUAUCAGUGUGCGCUUACAUAAUUAAAACAGUGGUUUUGAUCCUGGAUUGAACACUUUAUGUAAUACCUUAUAUAAAAACAAUAUAUCUGGCAUCAUUCAGAUUAUAACCCUGAGUUAUAUUUGUGUUGAGUCAUGUGGGCCUACUCCAGGAACAUGUAGUCAUGAAAAUGAUGUUUGUACAGUUGAUCGGUUUUAUUAAAAUGUGCUGUAAAAAUUCAAUUUACACAAUCAAAAAAAUCACUGAGUAAAGGUUUUCACAUACAAAUAGCAGAUGGCCUGUCCGCUUUCAGUGAUGGAACAGAAAGAUGCGUUGGUUGCCAGGUUUGGGAGCCAAUCCCCGCUUUUUCUUUGUCCACGAGCAUAAUUUAAAACGCAGAUUAUGGG
Molecule: messenger RNA, 1709 nt
Organism: Monopterus albus (swamp eel)
Lineage: Eukaryota; Metazoa; Chordata; Actinopteri; Synbranchiformes; Synbranchidae
Gene: nfkbil1
Product: nuclear factor of kappa light polypeptide gene enhancer in B-cells inhibitor-like 1
Exons: 4
Coding region: 195-1277 (360 amino acids)
Biological process (GO): negative regulation of canonical NF-kappaB signal transduction
Source: RefSeq, a predicted model, not a curated record